This is a messenger RNA of Penicillium soppii, 1674 nucleotides long. Its product is annotated as U2 snRNP complex subunit CUS1. NCBI's taxonomy places the organism in Eukaryota, Fungi, Ascomycota, Eurotiomycetes, Eurotiales, Aspergillaceae. The record is from RefSeq and is a predicted model, not a curated record. The transcript has 2 exons. Gene Ontology annotation, biological process: mRNA splicing, via spliceosome. Gene Ontology annotation, cellular component: catalytic step 2 spliceosome; U2-type spliceosomal complex; U2 snRNP. Bases 1 to 1674 code for a protein of 557 amino acids.
AUGAAACCGACCAAGAGCAAGAACCAGCUUAGAAGGGCUAAGAAAAAAGCACAGAAAGCUGAGCCUGCACCAUUACCCAUUGAUAAAGAAGAAACAACGAAGGUGCUCCCGUCAACUUCCACUACACAGGAAUCACCGGCUGACCCCAGCGAUGAUCUCCUCGAGCCAAGUGAUUCUUUGUGGGAAAUGUACAAGGACGUCGCUAGCAAAUUCGACGAAACAGCGAUCGAUAACUUGUCAACCAAGGAGUCUGAGAAACCCCAGGUUUUUUUCGACGACGGCGAUGACAUCCCUGAUGAAGAGCAAGAAAGCGAGCCGAAGAUCUCGAAGAAGAAACGAAAAGAAAUGAACAAACUAUCCGUUGCCGAGUUGAAGGCAAUGGUCCGGAAACCCGAAAUAGUCGAGUGGACAGACACCUCUGCCCCCGAUCCUCGCCUCCUAAUUCACAUCAAGGCCCACCGCAACGUGGUCCCUGUUCCUUCUCACUGGUCGCUCAAACGAGAGUACCUUUCAUCCAAGCGAGGAGUGGAGAAAGCACCAUUUGCGUUACCCAAAUUCAUACAGGAAACCGGAAUUUCCGAAAUGCGCGAUGCCGCUUUAGAGAAGCAAGAACAGUCCUCCUUGAAACAGAAGCAAAGAGAAAGAGUCCAGCCGAAGAUGGGAAAGUUGGAUAUCGAUUAUCAAAAGCUCUAUGAGGCCUUUUUCCGAUUCCAAACGAAGCCAGAGUUGACCCGCUAUGGCGAGAUCUACUAUGAGGGCAAAGAAUACGAGACCAACCUUAAGCACCUUCGCCCCGGUGAAUUUAGUGACGAACUAAGGGAGGCUUUGGGUAUGGCACUGGGAGCUCCUCCUCCAUGGCUAGUCAAUCAACAACGAUGUGGUCCUCCACCAUCUUACCCAGCCUUAAAACUUCCGGGCCUGAAUGCCCCCCCUCCACCUGGGGCGACGUGGGGUUAUCAUCCGGGAGGAUAUGGUAAGCCACCAGUCGAUGAGCACAACCGCCCAUUAUAUGGCGGUGAUAUCUUCGGUGUGCUACAACCCCAGCAACAAACCCAACAAGGAGAGCCGAUUGAGAAGGACCUUUGGGGAGAACUACAGGAAUCAGAAGAAUCUGAGGCGGAGAGCGAGGCAGAGGACGAGGAUGAAGAAGAGGAAGACAGUGAAGUCGAAGCGGAAGGAGACACUCGCUCUCCUAGCGGUCUGCAAACCCCCAGUGGCAUGGAGUCGACAGUUCCCUCCGAAUUUGUCGCUGCUGAAAAUGUUGCUGGGGAGUUUGAUGUGCGCAAGCACCAUCGUGGAACCGAAACCGAGGAAUCUAUUCACCCCCGCAGUGCUUAUCAAGUGAUACCCGAAAGACAAACCAAUGUGGAAGGCUUCUUUGGUGGUGAUAGAGCAUACGAUCUCAGUGGUUCAUCAGGAAAACCUCCGGUACUCGGUGCUGAUGACCAAACCCGAAAGCGUAAGAAGCCCGGGGAUGUGGAAGUUUCUGUCGAUCUGGAUGCGAUUCAAUCCGGCGACGGCAUUAGCAAAGAAAGUCUUCAAAGCAUGUACGAAACACAGAGACAGCAACAAAACCAGCCGAGUUGGGGUUUUCAAGAGGACCUAAGUGACAUGAUUGCACAGGAGAGCCGCAAAAGAUUGCGAAAGGAAGAAGAAAGACGAACCAAGUCUUAA